CGCAUGUAUUUUUUAAUUCGAAAGUAAAACGCACGAAAAAAGUGAAACCGCUCGUGACAAGGAAACAAAAGAGAUAUGUUGUGUGGCCCUCUCGUACUGCACCAGCGUAAUGACUAGGCACGAAGAGGACGACACUUACAGAUGGAGGCUUAUUGUAAUCUUUGGACCCGCUGACAUUUUAUGUAAACAUCCAAACUAAAGUGUAGUCGAACUUGAGUGUCGCUCAAUGAGCCUGGAUUGAACAAGCGGUCGACAAUGGACGGAACGCUGACAUUGUUUGUGCUCCUUUCAACAGCUGUCGUGGCCGCACUUGGUGGGGGGAAGCUGGAGCUGCGAUUCAUAAGCUACGUCAACCCGAGAGGGCUGGGGUCGAACGGCCACUGUUGCGACGGCAGGUCCAUCUUCUGCUUCAGCUCCUGCGACCACUACUUCACUGUUUGUUUGGACAAUAGGAAUGGACCGAACAACAUGGUUUCUUGUCCACACGGUUUGACGCGCACUGGCGUCAUAAAUGACGCGGACACGAUAACGUUUUGGAGCAGCAUCGGCGGAACGACGAAUCCUUUGACAUUCUCUUUCACCACGUGGCCUGGUUCCAUAAAAGUGAAAAUUGAGGUUCAAGACCAUGACGACAACUCAAACGACUAUGUUGAUUUCAUACCGUCCCAAAUCGAAGCCAAGCCGGCAAGCAAUCGUGAUCAAUCACCGGAAGUGAGAUUCGAAAUGAACCAGCGUACAAGACUGUCUCUAGCGUACCGCCUGUACUGUGACGUCAACUACUACGGUUCCCAGUGCGAUGUCUAUUGCGUGCCCAACGACGACGUACGCGGUCAUUACACCUGUGACAAGAACACUGGAAAGAGAACCUGCAUCGACGGUUGGUCUGGUGACCAGUGCAAUAUUGACAAAGACGACUGCUUUGGUAACCUGUGCAAGAACAGGGCUCGAUGCGUGGAUAGGUUUAAAAGCUACGACUGCGAUUGUAAAGACACCGGAUACAAAGGUACAUUUUGUGAAACGGACAUUGAUGAAUGUGUUAUACAGCCCUGUGAAAAUGGCGGGACUUGCAUAAACACGCCAGGAAACUACACGUGUUCCUGUUCGCCAUCUUGGACCGGUGCACAUUGCGAAACCACUUCGAACAUUUGUAUCAGUAAGCCCUGCGAACAUCAAGGAGAGUGUAUUCCAGAUGGCAUCUCAUUUAGAUGUAAUUGUACAGGUGGGUGGACGGGAAUGAGAUGCAACAUAAAUAUCAACGAGUGUAAGGAAAGACCCCGCUGCAAGAACGGUGGAACGUGCAUAGACCUAAUGGGAUCCUACCAGUGUGUCUGCAUAUAUGGAUUUGAAGGAAAUCAUUGUCAGGUAAACAUUGACGACUGCAAGUCCAAUCCUUGCAUUCACAACUCGAUCUGUGUUGAUCUCGUCAAUAACUAUCGCUGCGACUGCAAGCCUGGCAUGACUGGCAGCUUCUGCGAAAACGAUAUACCCGAGUGCGAGUCCCAUCCGUGCAAGAACAACGCAACGUGCGAGGAGUUCAUAGGCGGGUUCAACUGUACAUGCGCACGAGGAUUUGAUGGACAUCUGUGUGAAAAUAAUUUAGAUGACUGCGAUCCGAUGCCGUGCAUGAACGGAGCAAGUUGCGUAGAUGGUGCCGAUUCGUACGCCUGUAUUUGCCCCAAAGGGUUUGAAGGUUCCCAUUGCGAGGCGGAUGUGAACGAAUGUGAACUGAAUACUAGGCUUUGUCAGAACAAUGCGGUUUGCAUUAAUACGGAUGGGUCGUUCGUUUGUGAUUGCCUCGAAGGAUUCACGGGCGAAAUAUGCGACACUGAUAUUAAUGAAUGUGAAUCUAACCCGUGUUCGAAUAAUGGCACCUGCGAAAACCGGAUAGGUCCUUUUGCAUGUCUUUGCCCUAAAGAAUUCAAAGGACAGUUUUGCGAACGUGAAGUCGAUGAAUGCGAAUCGACGCCUUGUGAACACGGAGGAUCAUGUACGGACGCCGUUGGUGGUUUCUAUUGUCAAUGUGCUCCGGGUUUCGAUGGGGGAACGUGUGCAAUAAAUGUGAACGACUGUGAUGAAAUUAAGUGCCAGAAUGGCGGAACGUGUGUAGAUUUGGUUAAUGAUUACUCGUGCCUUUGUGCACACGGUUUCUCUGGAAAAGGAUGCGAGUAUGAUAUCGAUGAGUGUGUUGAUAAGCCUUGUAUGAAUAAUGGAACGUGUGUUGAUCAAGUAGGUGACUUUGUUUGUGUCUGUGGUAAUGGUUUUACUUCCAAAUUGUGUAACACAAACAUUGACGACUGCAAUGGGUCCCCGUGUAAGAACAACGCAACAUGUGUAGAUUUCGUGGCCGGUUUCUCAUGUCUUUGCCCAAAGGGUUUUACGGGUAAUGUUUGUAAAGAGGAAAUAAAUGAAUGCAGGUCAAACCCAUGUCUUCAUAACGGCUCUUGUGUCGACCUAAUUAAUUCAUUUAAAUGUAUUUGCCAACCCGGAUUCACUGAUAUAUCAUGUGCAAUGGAUAUUAAUGAAUGUUCUUCAUAUCCAUGUAGAAACAAUGGAACCUGUUCAGAUUUAAUGAAUUCGUUUUCUUGCCAUUGUGCUGACGGCUUUACGGACCUUACAUGCGGAACUAACAUCAAUGAAUGUGAAGGGAUCACCUGCCAUAACCAUGGAAUCUGCAUCGAUGGGGUAGGAAAAUUUGUUUGCGAUUGUGAAGCGGGUUUUACUGGAGAUGAAUGCGAACUUGACGUGGAUGAAUGUUCAAAUGUUACCUGUCAAAACAACGGUACAUGUGUUGACUUAAUUGCUGCUUUCAAAUGUCAAUGUAUGCAUGGCUUUACUAACACUUAUUGUGAAUCAGAUAUCGAUGAAUGCGUCAACGUUAAGUGUCUUAAUGAUGGUUCAUGCCUGGAUCUUGUUGGAGGAUACAGAUGUCAAUGCGCCAAUGGGUUUGCUGGAAAUAAUUGUGAAACAGAUAUUAAUGAAUGCGAACAUACGGAGUGUGAAAAUAAUGGUACAUGCGUAGAUCUUGUUGGUGAUUACAAAUGUCUAUGCGCCAACGGCUUUACGGGCAAUAAUUGUAAAACAGACAUUAAUGAAUGUGAAAAUGCUAUUUGUUUAAAUAAUGGAACAUGCGUGGAUACAAUAGCGAAUUACACGUGCAGUUGUAUCAAAGGAUUUACUGGAAUUCAUUGUGAAAGUGACAUAAAUGAAUGCGAAAGCGUUACAUGCCAAAAUACUGGCACUUGUGCGGACUUUGUGGGGGGUUUCAAAUGUAUUUGUGCUAAUGGAUUCACCGGUACACACUGUGAAACGGAUCUAAAUGAAUGUCUUCAUGUGAUAUGCGAAAACUAUGGAACUUGUUUGGACUUAGCAAAUGAUUUCAAAUGUUUAUGUGCCCCAGGGUAUACUGGUGAUAAUUGUGAAACCGAAGUUAACGAAUGUCUGAAUGUUUUAUGCCAAAAUAAUGGAACAUGUUUAGACUUGUUAGGAGAAUUCCAAUGCCAAUGUGCAAAAGGAUAUACUGGUUUUAAUUGCGAAACUGAAAUAAAUGAAUGCCUAAGUGUAACAUGCAAGCAUAAUGGAACUUGUUUGAACCUUGUACAUGAUUUCAAAUGCCAAUGCCGAAAAGGUUUUACUGGUAAAUAUUGUGAAACUGAACAAAAUGAAUGCAUCAAUGUAACAUGCCAAAAUAAUGGAACUUGUUUAGACUUAACGGGUGAAUUCAAAUGUCAAUGUACCAAAGGAUAUAUUGGUAUACAAUGUGAAAGCAAUAUAAAUGAAUGCCUAAAUGUAUCAUGCCAAAAUAAUGGAACUUGUGUGGACUUACUUGGUGAAUUCAAAUGUCAAUGUGGCAAAGGAUAUACUGGUGUACACUGUGAAAGCGAUAUAAAUGAAUGCCUCAAUGUAUCAUGCCAAAAUUACGGGACAUGUGUGGAUCUCGUAGGGAAAUUCUAUUGCAAAUGUUCGGAUGGUUUUACUGGACAUACAUGUGCUGAAAACAUCGAUGACUGUGCUGACAAUCCCUGCAUCAAUGGUGGGAGUUGCAAAGAUCUCGUUGCGAGUUACAAAUGCAUCUGUGCACCAGGGUUUUCAGGGAAAACAUGUUCUGAAAAUAUUGACGAAUGCUUGUCGAAUCCAUGCAAAAAUAAUGGAACAUGUAAAGAUGGUUUAAACGGAUUUGCGUGCGCUUGUGUGCAAGGUUUUCAAGGAGACAUCUGUGGAAUCGAUGUUAAUGAAUGCGAUGACGACGUGCAGCCAUGCUUAAAUGGUGGAACGUGCGAAAAUGGGCUCGGUGUCUACAGCUGCAUAUGUUCUGAUGGGUUCUCAGGACAAAGAUGCGAAUAUGACAAAGAUGAAUGCGAAUCCAAGCCAUGCAUCAAUGGCGGAACGUGUCAAAAUGUGAUUGGGGGAUUUGUGUGCAAUUGCCAUAAAGGGUUUUCUGGGAAAACCUGUGAACAGUACAUAGAUGAAUGUACGACGACACCAACGCCUUGCUUGAAUGGUGGAUCGUGCCUAAAUUUAAUUGGUAACUAUGCAUGCGCAUGUAACCUGUCUUUUACAGGGCUCGCAUGUGAAACCGAUGUUCAUGAGUGUCGUUUUAGCGCGUGCCAGAACGGAGGUAUUUGCGAGAACGUGCAUGGCUCGUUUAUUUGUAAUUGCAUGCCUGGGUUUGACGGCAACGAUUGCCAGCAUGACGUUAAUGAAUGCGAGUUUGAUGUAUGUAGCAACAAUGGAGUUUGUGUAAAUAAUAUAGGCUCUUUUUCCUGUAUUUGUGGUACCGGUUACACCGGCAAAGUUUGUACUCAGGAAAUUAACGAAUGUGAAAGCUCACCAUGCAAAAAUAAUGGUACAUGUGUUGAUAAAAUAAGAAAUUAUGAAUGUUCGUGUCCAAAAGGGUUCGGGGGGCAAACUUGUGAGGAAGAUUUAAACGAAUGCGUCAAAAAUACAUGUAAAAACAACGGGACUUGUUUUGAUUUACCAGGCGACUUUGAAUGUCAUUGCAGUCCAUUGUUCUCUGGAAAAACGUGUGAGUCUGACAUAAAUGAAUGUGCCUUUGAAAUAUGUGACAAUAAUGGUACAUGUGUUAACACUCACGGUGAUUUUAAUUGUAAAUGUGGGAUUGGUUUCGAAGGCAUAUUUUGCGAAACAGACGUCAAUGAAUGCUAUUUGAAUCCGUGUGUCAAUGGUGGUCAAUGCACAAACCUUUACGGUAGCUAUACUUGUUUUUGCCCCAGUGGCGUUACCGGUGUAACUUGUGAAAGCGAUAUCAACGAAUGUGGUAUAGGAAUUUGCAAAAAUGAAGUAAGUUGUAAGAAUGUCUUUGGUUCUUAUAUAUGCGAAUGCAAAUCUGGUUUUGAGGGAAAGAAUUGUAGUGAGGACAUUAACGAAUGCAACAGCAAUGUUUGUAAAAAUGAAGGCCGGUGUGUUAAUACUCUGGGGUCUUUUUCGUGCGACUGUACUCAGGGUUAUACAGGAGACUUAUGUCAAUAUGACAUUGAUGAAUGCCUCGUGGUUUCUGGGCAUUGUGUCCAUGGAACUUGUAAAAACACUCAGGGUUUUUAUAUUUGCACUUGUGAUAUUGGUUAUUCGGGUUUUUCUUGUUUAGAUGAUAUUAAUGAAUGCAAAGAUUCCAUUUUGUGUCAAAAUGGGGGAAUCUGUGUCAACAAUCCAGGUUCAUUUUCUUGCAUAUGUGAUAGCAGAUUUACAGGAACUUUCUGUGAAUCCGACGUGAACGAAUGUCUUUCGGAGGUUUGUUCAAACAAUGGGACAUGCAGAAACGUAAUAGGCUCUUUUUUGUGCGAAUGUCAAACAGGAUUUGAAGGAAAAUACUGUGAAACAGACGAAAAUGAGUGUGUCGGAAGCGUUUGUCACAACGGUGGAUCUUGUGUCAAUAUGUUAGGGUCUUACCGUUGCGAGUGCAUGGUGGGAUUUGUAGGCGAUGAUUGCUCAUUAGUAAAAGACUUUUGCCUCGGUGUUCAAUGUGAAAACGGCGGCGUCUGUAUCAAUAGUUACAAAACAUUUCAGUGCGUAUGUGAAACGGGUUUCCGAGGAGAGCUGUGCGACAUGAAUGUAAAUGAAUGCUCAGGAUCGGUUUGUUUAAAUGGUGGUCAGUGCAUUAACACUCUUGGGAGUUUUAAUUGUUUGUGUACUCCAGGUUAUACAGGGCAGAACUGUGUUUCUGACAUAGACGAAUGUGAACUUUUAACAUGUCAAAACAAUGCUGCUUGUGAAAAUCUACAUGGGUCGUUUAACUGCACUUGCCAGAGUGGGUAUACGGGUCGGCUUUGUGAGAAUGACCUGAACGAAUGUCAAAGAAAUCCUUGUUUGAAUUCCGGCCGUUGUAUCAAUACACUCGGUUCUUACGCAUGCCAGUGUCAAGCUGAGUGGACCGGAGAAUCGUGUGAAAGGGAUGAGAAUGAGUGUAUUGCCAGAAAUCCUUGCGAGAACAACGCAACCUGUAUAAAUACCAUUGGAAAUUAUACGUGUAAAUGUGCACGCGGCUUCGAAGGACGGCAUUGUGAUCGCGAUGUAGACGAAUGCAACGACAAUCCCUGUCGUAAUGUCGGAAACUGUAUAAAUACCCUUGGCUGGUUUAUUUGUGAGUGCAUAGAAGGUUUCACGGGUACUGACUGUAGUGAAGACAUUAAUGAAUGUCUAUUAAGAAAUCCAUGCAUGAAAAACAGUUCUUGUUUUAAUACUUUCGGUUCUUUCAUUUGCAAUUGCAGAACCGGUUUCACUGGUAACAAUUGCCAAGAUGACAUUGACGAAUGCGCGGUUCAGUCUGAUGCUUGUGAUCAUGGCAUGGAAUGCGUUAACACAGUGGGUUCAUUUCAGUGUCAUUGUCCGAUAGGUUUAUCGGGUCCCACGUGCUCAGACCUGAUAGCUGAUUGCAGACAGACCGGGUGUUCGCAUGUCAAGAAAUGCAUGUCUGUAAACAAUUCUUUCAAGUGCAUGUGUCCUGAUGAUGUGCCCGAAUGUGAAAUACAUCCUGAGCAACUGCAGAAAUCUAUGUUAGAACUAUGGGAAACCGGUGACAACGCUCGAGGGAGCGUUGGUAAAGCUGAUAAGCAGGGGGCGGAGGAAAAGUUAAGUUGGGUUGAUUCUAACUGGUACGUGAUACUGAUACUCAGUGCGGCCACACUCGCCUUGAUCUUCAUCCCUGCGGCAAUUGCAAUAAAGAAGCGCAGGCAUAAGCGAGCUCGAGCUAUCGACAUGAUCAACUACUAUCCGACCCAGGAAGAGCUAGCGGUGCACGGAUUCGACAACCAGCUGUACGGAAUGGAGAUCUUUCAGCCCGUUGAAAUCGUCACCGACAAUCAGGCGACGAGUUCUCAUCAGCAGCCGAAUUCAUUUGGACAUUGAAUUAUCGGGGAAAUACAUCUUGUGCGGGCACCGGCCAAAAUCCUUUAAUAUUGAAUACUACGUAAUUAAUAGAAAAAAAAAUAAAAACCGAUUUAAGAACAGUCGGCCGAAAUACUUCGGCUAUUGAAUUAUCGUUAGAGUUAAUACACACAGGGAAUCCGUCGUCCAAAAUCCUUUGUGUAUUGAAUUUAAUUUAAUUGCAAUUAAUAUACGAAACAACUCAUCAAACUGAUCAAAACACUCAGCCCGUACACAAGAAAAAAACGUUAAGGGUCGCCACAACAAUUUGGGGUCUGACGGGUUUGUGGAAACACUCAUUUUGUACACCUUACUGUAGCGAUUCGAUCGAUUUGAAGACUAGUUGCACCAUUUUUAGUCAAGUAUACAUUGAUGAGGCGCUUGCUUUAAAUACUUAGUACCUCGUUCUAUCAACCAAAGUGUUUUGUUGGACAUUGCCAUGAAGUGGAUUGUGGUUCAUUCGUAUGCAUGUUAUCACAGGGACCAAUGCUUUACCAAAGCGAUGGUAUUUUGAAACAUUUUUUUCUCAAGACGAAGCUUUGAAUGAAUACAUAUGGACCAUGUGUCCGUCGAAUAAAACAUCGUUUGGACAUGUUUACAUUACAUGUAUAUUAUGUUGUUUGAAACAAUGUGAUGGCUUGUAAUCUCUAUAUGUGAAUACUUAAUUUUAUAUCAAAAUAUGCAUACUUUUGAUCCACCAUGCAUGUAUAUAUGUUUCAGAUAAUUAAGUGCAUAUUAUAUGAAUUAUCCGUGUUUUCAGAGUGUGUGCUAUUGCAAUUUGCCGUAAAUAUGCUAUGUCAAUACAAACAUUUAAAUUUAA
Dreissena polymorpha is the source of this 8197-nucleotide messenger RNA. Its product is annotated as fibropellin-1-like. Gene Ontology annotation, biological process: establishment or maintenance of epithelial cell apical/basal polarity; heterophilic cell-cell adhesion; cell communication. The record is from RefSeq and is a predicted model, not a curated record. Lineage: Eukaryota; Metazoa; Mollusca; Bivalvia; Myida; Dreissenidae. Bases 256 to 7359 code for a protein of 2367 amino acids. The transcript has 12 exons. Gene Ontology annotation, cellular component: plasma membrane; protein-containing complex. Gene Ontology annotation, molecular function: calcium ion binding.